AUGUUUCUGAGAAAGAAACCGCCCCAGCUACUGGUUCUUGAGGAGCUUCAGCAAACCUACAACGAUGUGUGUAACCUGUCCGUCAAGAACCUCCAUAUGGAGGAAACAGGCAAUUUUGCUGAAGCCUUGAAGGGCUGGAAAUCGCUACACACGCUGUUGCUUUAUAAAAUCGACCUUUUUGAAAAGUCUUCCAAGAUUAACAUGGAAGAGCAGACCAUACUCACCGAGCUCAGAGCCAUCAGAGACGAGAACGUCAAGCAUUUGGUCCGUAUCCAGCUUCGUCUAGAUGAAGAAAAUAGGCGCCGCAAACGUUCUGCCGAACAGGCGCCUCAAACCCAGGCUUCUUCCGCUCAUAAAAUGACUAUACCCUCUUUAAGAAGCAGCAAUCCGGCGAGUCGAUCUUUCAACAGCAACAACCAGAGACUGAUGAUGAAGUCUCUCAGACCUCAGCCGGCUACGUACAAGCUAUCACAGAAAAGCAGGGAUACCGUGCAAGCUGCGGUGAACAAGUCAUGGAACAAGCCCACUGCAAAACCUACGCCUGCCAAGCUGGAAGAAGUGCUUUUUGACGACUUUGACCAGAACGAAUACGUUGGCAAUGGCAAUGGCAACUGGGAGCGUCUUAAUUCCCAUGAUCUGAACUCCACUUCGAACGGACUGUUCAACUCUAAUACCAGCAACCUAAUCGACUUGGACGACGAAAAUGGAGACGAGCUUAAUUUCUUCGACGAAAACGUCACCAAACUGAUGGGCGACCUCAGCAUUAAAAAACUGCCUCCACCACCGCCUCCUCCAAGAGCCAGACAAUACAGCGCAAACACUUCAAAAGCACCUCCAGUGCCCACAGAAUCACCACCUAGACCCAAGCCACCACACUUGACAAACCCAUCAUCACGCAUAACUCCAAGUCCACAUCUGACGUUCCAGGGCUACGAUGACGAUGAUACUUUUGCUAACGGCGAGCUAGACCCUGAACAGGCUGCCGCCGAUGGCAUGAACCCAUCAGAGCAAGAGGCCUUAAUCAAAUCUAUUCGUGGUAUUGACGAGCUAGCUGCGACUCAAAUCUUGAAUGAUAUUGUGGUUAGAGGUGAUGAGGUUUAUUGGGAUGAUAUUGUUGGUCUUGAGAGUGCCAAAAAUUCUCUCAAAGAAGCUGUUGUGUAUCCAUUUUUGCGUCCUGAUUUGUUCCGUGGUCUUCGAGAGCCUACGAGAGGUAUGCUUUUGUUCGGUCCUCCAGGUACUGGUAAGACUAUGCUUGCAAGAGCUGUGGCCACGGAGUCCAAGUCCACUUUCUUUUCCAUUAGUUCAUCUUCAUUGACUUCGAAGUAUUUGGGUGAGAGUGAGAAGCUUGUUAAAGCAUUGUUCCUUUUGGCGAAGAAAUUGAGUCCUUCGAUUGUUUUCAUCGACGAGAUUGAUUCCCUUCUUGGAACAAGAACAGAAGGCGAAGUGGAGAGUAUGAGAAGAAUUAAGAACGAAUUUUUGGUCCAAUGGUCUGAACUUUCAUCUGCAGCCGCAGGCAGGGACUCGAGCGCUGGAGAUGUAAGUCGUGUGCUUAUUUUGGGAGCAACUAACUUGCCAUGGGGUAUUGAUGACGCUGCCAGAAGAAGAUUCGCUAAAAGAGUUUACAUUCCUCUUCCCGAAGACGAGACAAGAAAGUUACAGAUUUCCAAGCUUUUGCAAUAUCAAAAACACACGUUGCUGGAUGAAGACUUCGAAAAGCUUGUUGAACUUACAAAGAGUUUCAGUGGAAGUGAUAUUACAUUAUUGGCUAAAGACAGUGCCAUGGGACCGCUUCGUUCGUUGGGCGAUAAAUUAUUGAGUACUCCUACGGAAGAGAUCCGUCCAAUUCAGCUUUCUGACUUUGUUGAAAGUUUGAAAUAUAUCAGACCAAGUGUCUCUAGCGAGGGUCUUGGCGAGUACGAGAAAUGGGCUGCCCAAUUUGGAUCUUCUGGAGCGUAA
Molecule: messenger RNA, 1956 nt
Organism: Candidozyma haemuli
Lineage: Eukaryota; Fungi; Ascomycota; Pichiomycetes; Serinales; Metschnikowiaceae
Gene: YTA6
Product: putative AAA family ATPase
Exons: 2
Coding region: 1-1956 (651 amino acids)
Molecular function (GO): ATP binding; ATP hydrolysis activity
Source: RefSeq, a predicted model, not a curated record